Molecule: messenger RNA, 654 nt
Organism: Phytophthora sojae
Lineage: Eukaryota; Oomycota; Peronosporomycetes; Peronosporales; Peronosporaceae
Exons: 2
Coding region: 1-654 (217 amino acids)
Biological process (GO): transmembrane transport
Cellular component (GO): membrane
Molecular function (GO): transmembrane transporter activity
Source: RefSeq, a predicted model, not a curated record
AUGCUACUCGGAGGCGUCUUAGCACUGCUAGGACAGGGGCUACUGGUGAAGGCGCUGGUGGGCUGCUUCAAGGAGAAAGGCGUGAUCAUCAUCGCGCUGAUCGCCAGUCUGAUGAAGACGGGCGGCUUUGCCGGUGCCGCGUUUUACCCGCACAAAUGGGUCGUAUUCCUGUCGUUCGUCCCUGGCUGCAUCGGGGACCUUACGUUCCCAGCUAUAUCGGCACUCAAGUCGAUGAAUGUCUCGGAGAAGGAGCAAGGACGUCUACAAGGCGCAAUUUACGGCGCUCGGUCGAUUUUUGACGCAAUCGGCCCCAUCGUCUUCUCCUCGCUGUACGCUGCGAUGACCCGGCAGUCGCUUCUGUCUGAAGCUCUCCCGUACAUCGUUGCCUCGUGCGUCUACGUCGUCGGGAUUGUAGUGGCUCUCUCGCUACCCGUGAGCAAGACGUCUCCUUCGCCGAGCGACAUCGUUGUUGAACCUGCUCCAUUGCCGCCACCGGUGUCGGAUGAAACUCCGGCUUUGGCUUCCGUGUACUUCGAGACUGACAAGGGUGAAGUGGAAAAGGGCGAAAGAGUGGAGUAUGCCAGCAGCUCCGUGCUGGAUGACGACCAAUUGCUCUCUGAGCCUUUGCUAGGAGCGAACUCCUCUGAAGUGUAA